Molecule: messenger RNA, 570 nt
Organism: Lotus japonicus
Lineage: Eukaryota; Viridiplantae; Streptophyta; Magnoliopsida; Fabales; Fabaceae
Exons: 1
Coding region: 1-570 (189 amino acids)
Molecular function (GO): RNA binding
Source: RefSeq, a predicted model, not a curated record
AUGAGCCCCACUGGCUCUGCUAGGGUUUUUCCAAACGGGAGAAGAAGAAUCGAUGUCAUAGGUGCUGCAAGUGAUUGGAGAGGAGAACGACAGGAGCAGUGGAAUGAAGGUAUUACAUUAUUUGUGGAUGGAUUGGAUGCGAGAGCAAACUACAGACAAGUGAGGAGGAUGUUUGAGAAAUUUGGGAAGGUUGAAUGCGUCUUCAUUCAGAAAGAAAGGAGGGCAAGAAGGAAAUUUAGAUUUGGGUUUGUAAGGUUUGGUACACGGGAAGAAGGCAUUCGGGCUAUCCAGGGUCUUAAUAGGAAAAAGCUAAACAGUGCUUUCAUAACAGUACACACAGCAAGGUUUCCUCUAAGAUAUGGAGAAGAGAGAAAGCAGGCUCAACCCAGGUCUAAACAGGGACGACCAAGAAAACAGGCAUGGAGACGUAAAGAACAGAUAGUUGGUGGGUUAGGGAAGAAAAAUAAUACUUCUCGAAUGGAGUGGCGUGUCAAGAGGAAAGAAAGCGCUGAGAGCCAGGAAAACCAUAUGGAAACAGGUGAGAAUGCAGAAGAAUUCAAACCUACCUAG